Trifolium pratense (red clover) is the source of this 603-nucleotide messenger RNA. RefSeq lists its product as uncharacterized. The record is from RefSeq and is a predicted model, not a curated record. Bases 81 to 326 code for a protein of 81 amino acids. The transcript has 3 exons. NCBI's taxonomy places the organism in Eukaryota, Viridiplantae, Streptophyta, Magnoliopsida, Fabales, Fabaceae.
UCGUCUCGUUUUUGGACAAUACAGAGUUGUAAUAGAACUCGCCACACAAGACCCUUCCGUUUCGUUCCGCAGACUCAGUCAUGGGUGGAGCAGGAGCUCAAGCUCUCAAAAGAAUCCCUCGCAUCAAAUUCCCCAACAGACGUUCCAAUUCCUCUGGUUCUGCGUCUCAGACUCAAUCUUUGUCUUCAGCCACUGAGAUCAAUCUUCCUUUCUUUUCAAGUUCAAAUACUUCAACAUCAUUGGGAGGGAAGGCCUCUCUUCAACCCAAAAGAACUCCUGUGACCGAUGAAGAGAUUGAGGCAGUUUUGUUGGGUGGCUGCUUCUAAAUUCUAACUGGGAGUUCAAGGGCAGACUAUAUUUUGUUCAUCUUUGUGUGGUUCCUAUUCAUCAAAUUUCCACAGUUGAUGGUUCUUUAGUUGGUGUCAACCUUUUGGCAAUGGCAUAGACCAAUAUACUAUAGUGAUUUUACUUGUCAAUAAAGGAAAAUAUGCACUGGAUUUUGAUAUUUUAAACUGUGAUAAUUAGUUAUAUAUUUUAGUGUUUUACAUUGAUGGAAUUCAAAUAUUGAUUAUUGAUAAAAGAAGUUGAAAGGUUUGUUUGUCA